Myotis davidii is the source of this 1305-nucleotide messenger RNA. RefSeq names its product caspase-1. Gene Ontology annotation, molecular function: caspase binding; cysteine-type endopeptidase activity. Lineage: Eukaryota; Metazoa; Chordata; Mammalia; Chiroptera; Vespertilionidae. The record is from RefSeq and is a predicted model, not a curated record. Gene Ontology annotation, cellular component: protein-containing complex. Bases 1 to 1215 code for a protein of 404 amino acids. Gene Ontology annotation, biological process: proteolysis; regulation of apoptotic process. The transcript has 10 exons.
AUGGCUGACAAAGUCCUGAAGGAGAAGAGGAUGGUUUUUGUCCAAUCAGUGACCGAGGGCACCAUAAAUGGCUUGUUGGAUGACCUAUUAGAGAAAAGAGUGCUGAACCAGGAGGAGAUGGAGAAAGUAAGACGUGAAAAUGACACAGAUAUGGAUAAGGCCCGAGCUUUGAUUGACUCAGUCACUCGGAAAGGGGACAAGGCAAGCAAAGUAUGUAUCGAUCACAUCUGUGAAAUCGACUCCCACCUUGCAGAGAAGAUGGGGCUGCCCUCAGGUGCACAAUCAAAAACUGAUCAUAAUACACAAGGCUCCCAAGCAGAGAUCCUUCCCUUCCCAGCUCCCCAGGCAGUGCAAGACAACCCAGCUAAGCUUGCAUUCCCAGGACCAGGAGGAAGCCUCAAGCUUUGCCCCCCAGACAUAGCCCAAAAGAUAUGGAAUGAAAAGUCAGCAGAGAUUUACCCAAUAAUGGGAAAGUUUACUCGGACACGUCUUGCCCUCAUUAUCUGCAACACAGAGUUUGACAAACUUUCCAGGAGAGCUGGAGCUGAUGCUGAUAUCAGAGGUAUGAAGAUGCUGCUAGAAGAUCUGGGAUACACUGUGGAUGUUAAAGAAGAUCUCACUGCUUCGGACAUGAAGGAAGAGCUGAGGGCCUUCGCUGCCCGCGAGGAGCACAAGACCUCUGACAGCACGUUCCUGGUGUUCAUGUCUCACGGUAUUCGAGAAGGCAUUUGUGGGAAGAAACACUCUAAGGAAGCCUCCGAUGUAUUAUACAUCGACACCAUCUUUCAAAGUUUGAACACUUAUAACUGUCCAAGUUUGAAGGACAAGCCCAAAGUGAUCAUUAUCCAGGCCUGCCGUGGUGAGAACGAAGGGGUGGUGUGGUUGAAGGAUUCAGCAAAAGGUUCUGAAAACGACUUCUCAUUGGCUCCAGAAGAUUUUGAAUAUGAUGCCAUUAAGAAAGCCCAUAUAGAGAAGGAUUUUAUUGCUUUCUGCUCUUCAACACCAGAUAAUGUUUCCUGGAGACAUCCCAAACACGGCUCUCUUUUUAUUAUUAAACUUAUCAAAAAUUUGCAAGAAUAUGCCUGGUCCUGCGACAUGGAGGAAAUUUUCCGAAAGGUUCGGUUUUCAUUUGAGUCACCUGAUGGUAAGGCACAGAUGCCCACCACCGAAAGAGUGACUUUGACAAGAUGUUUCUACCUCUUCCCAGGACAUUAAUAUAAGAAGCCAGGAGUCCUGUCAUCCUGUUCCCGCUUUUGGAAUCAUGUCUGCAGGAAACAGACAUUUCUUUCAACAUUCUAAUAAAUC